AAAAGGGCGAGAUUUACCGGAAUAAGAGUUACAAAGUCUGUAAUAAGCUUGAGGCUCUGAGAAAGAAGGGAGAUCAAGCAAAGAUUGAGGAAGCUGAAAUGGAAUAUUCUCUUACUCUAUCAGAGGAAGAUGAUUAUAAAGCAAAGCUGAAAAGUCAGAAUGAAUCAUUGGAGAUAUUCAAGCAUGUCAAACUAAGAGAAGCAUUCCAAGUACAGUGUGAUGUUCAAACAGUUUUGAACAAUAAGUGCAUGUACUUAAUGGACAUGAACCACAAUCUCAUCAAAACACUUCUCCCUGAUACUGACGAGGCUUUGGAAGACCCCACUGAAAAAGUGAUGGUUGAGACAAAUAGGAUUCUAGCUGAAGUAGCCGCAGGUCUAAACCUCACUAGGAAUGUUCACCAAGAGAAGAUUCCUGUAACUGAUGAGAUUUAUGAAACCUAUUCGUACCAGUCAUCUGAUAAUCUCGAAGUUCCACCACGCCCUACCAGUGCACACCCAGCGGCACCUAUUAACAGCCCUAAUAACAAGGCUAACAAAGCUGUGGGAUUUUUCAAUAAGGCAGCAGGCAAAAUAACAAAAGUGACGGACCAAAUAACAAAGCAAUAUGCGCAAGGACAUGCUGGUAAAAGAACGGGCUCUGAUGUAACCCCCAACAGGGCCCCUCCUUUGCCUCCCCCUCGGAGUGCCAUUUCUCUGGGAGAUCUUCAGGCAGGUGUUUCUGAAACCCCCAGUGGGGCCUCAAAAAGGCCAACAGGCAGCCUUAAGAAUUAUGAUUAUGUGGACUUUGAAGAGGAUUCUGAUAAAAGGGCAGUGGCAACUGCACCUCCUUUGCCAGACCGUCCAUCAUCAUUGAAGUCUGUGAGUGAAUUGAAGACUGAGAGUAAGCAGGCACUUCCUCAAAGACAGGCAACUGGACCAGCAUUGAAACUUAACAUUCAAGGUGCAGAUGCAGAUAUAGCUGCUACGAAAACUGAAGAUCCUCCAAGUCCAGAUUAUGAACAAUUAUUUUUCCAUCUUAAACCUCCUUCUCAAAAAUAUGACAACAAGCCUUCAUCAACUGAAUUAUAAGAUAAUGGAUAGCUAUGUACAAUGUACAACAGAAUGUUGACCUGUGGAUCUGAUUCUAAAGUACAGUACAUGUAUUUAUAAGUGGUAUCCUGGACCUAUUGUACUUAUUUUCAAUGAAAACAAUAUGCAGGGACAUACAUGUAUAUUAUUGUAUCCAGGGAGGGAGAUUAUUUUACCCAGUGUUAUCAAUAUGUGAUACAAGAAACUCUUUUUUCACUACCUAAAGUUAUUUUUAUUUUAUGUACUUUUUGUAUAUAUUUAAAUACAGGUACAGAAAAAUUUUGGUACAAUUAUAAAUAUAGAGCUCAGACAAUUUGUAUUUAGAAAUGUGAUUGCUAUACAAUGAGAAAUCCGCAUUUAUGCAGCAAAAAUAAUGACAGUGUAUUAUUGUUAUGAAAUGGAUAAAUUGAUUCAAUAAAAU
This is a messenger RNA of Owenia fusiformis, 1491 nucleotides long. The record is from the annotation of a GenBank genome assembly. Lineage: Eukaryota; Metazoa; Annelida; Polychaeta; Sabellida; Oweniidae.